AUGCCGCUAAUCCUCGCAUCCGCCUCGGCAGCUGAUUUCGUGAUUUCGAAUGGUCAAAUCUUUACACCAGGCUUUGCGAUUUUAGAUGCGCCGCAGCCGGGCACGCCUUUAGGUGGAGACACUAUCGAGGUCGCACUAGAUGUGUCGGCCAACGGUAAACUUAAUCUACCGCCAUACGACCCGGACAGUCCCAGCCUCAUCCAUAACAUCACCAUAUUUCUCUACAGCUACGAUACCGGAAGAAAUUUCACUAUCACGAAUGGGACGGCUUCGGAGAACAACGCUAGUCUAGGCGACAUCAUGCUUUCGGAGCCGGGGAGCACUGUCAAGCAUGUGAAAUGGACCUGGCCGGACUGCUUAAUUGGUGACGGUCAACCAGACAGCCCAGAUAGUGACCGCGGAGAAUAUAACAUUUCUAUUCGCCAGAACUUUCGGUUGAACGACGAGGAUCACUACACCAUCUUCGACGUGCCAAUCUCCGUCACCAACCGCAUCGACUUUGCUGGUAACAACCCGGCAUGCGACUCGGUUGACAACCCGCUGCUAACCCCAGAGGAAAUCGACGCCGAGGCGGCAAAUAAUGUUGGUGUGCUAUUCGCACCAGGCGAUGCGACGGUAAUACAACAAACUACAGCAGGGAGCGCUGAGUCGAUACACUUGGAAUGGAGGUCUGUUGUUAUGCCGAUUCAUAAUGGAUUGAUUCCUCGCGAGGGCUUUACCGGCGACGUGAUACUAAAGCUACUCGGGCGCACGGCCUUCAACCCUUCGCUCUUACUACCUGUGUACUUGCUGGCCAAGUUCACUAAGAAAGGCGAAGACCUUACCAUGCUCCAUCCCACCGCGUACUCUCGGUUUAAAGCCAUUUUCUACCUCGCUCUUGUCCGGUACUUGAGUAAGAAGAUAUCCGACCGUGUGACGAAUGGUUGGAGCAGCGACACAUACAACUGGCCUGAAGAGAUCGCCGUCGUCACUGGUGGCUCCGGCGGAAUCGGCGGCCAUGUCGUCAAAUUGCUCGCGGAAAAGGGUCUCAAAGUUGUGGUGCUUGAUAUUCAACCAAUGACGUUUGACGCAGGCCCGAACGUCCACUACUUCAAAUGCGAUAUCACAUCAUCUGCAAACUUGGCGGCCGUGGCUAAGGAAAUCCGCGCCAAGGUGGGCGAACCUACGAUCCUCGUGAACAAUGCGGGCGUGGCGCGCGGAAAGACAAUCCUCGAAACAAGCGAGAAGGAUCUCAAGUUCACCUUCGACGUCAAUGUAUUCGCGCAUUAUAAUACAGUCAAAGAGUUCCUGCCGUCCAUGAUCCGAAAGAAUCAUGGCAUGGUUGUGACAGUGGCCAGCCUCGCGGCGUGGCUGACGGUGCCGAGCAUGGUGGACUACGCCAUGUCUAAGACAGCGGCAAUGUCGUUUCACGAGGGGCUCUCGGCGGAGCUGAAGACGCGGUACAAUGCGCCCAAGGUUCGGACCGUCAUAGUCAAUCAGGGGUACACGAAAACGGCGCUGUUCACAGGCUACUACAACGACUCGCCUUUCCUGAUGCCGGCCCUCGAGCCCGAGUCCGUCGCGGACGGCAUCUGUCGCCAGAUCUUCACGGGCCGCAGCGGACAGGUCAUAAUGCCUGCGUUCGGGCGCAUUAUCCAGCUUAUACAGGCGCUGCCGCAUUGGUACUCGUACGGCCUGAGGGCGAAGGGCGAGAAUAUCAUGACGAAUUGGAAAGGCAGACAGGUCGUGCAGGAUCUAGAUACGUAUUAUGCGGAUAAGGAGAAGGUGACCAAUCCGGAGGAAAGUACAGUUCUUGUACCGGAGCACAGUUAA
Xylaria bambusicola is the source of this 1812-nucleotide messenger RNA. RefSeq lists its product as uncharacterized. The coding region runs from base 1 to 1812 and encodes 603 amino acids. The record is from RefSeq and is a predicted model, not a curated record. Gene Ontology annotation, molecular function: oxidoreductase activity, acting on the CH-OH group of donors, NAD or NADP as acceptor. NCBI's taxonomy places the organism in Eukaryota, Fungi, Ascomycota, Sordariomycetes, Xylariales, Xylariaceae. The transcript is spliced from 6 exons.